Rhincodon typus (whale shark) is the source of this 981-nucleotide messenger RNA. RefSeq names its product ankyrin repeat domain-containing protein SOWAHA-like. The record is from RefSeq and is a predicted model, not a curated record. The annotation marks the transcript as partial. The transcript is spliced from 5 exons. NCBI's taxonomy places the organism in Eukaryota, Metazoa, Chordata, Chondrichthyes, Orectolobiformes, Rhincodontidae.
AUGGAAUGCAAUGUGGAGUGGGGACUGGUCAGAGUUCUGCGCAGGCGCGGUGGUGAGGGUGAGGCCGGGCGCCGCGCAGGCGUACUGGCGGCCGGAGUCUGCCAGCUGCAACUUCAAGCGGGAGGAGGGCGGCGCGUGCGGGUUGUGUUCAUUGAGUCCGUUAUUUCGGAGGCUGUCAAAGAACCACGCACCUACUGCCCGACACAGCCAAUGGCGGAAUGCGGGACCAUGGAGGAUCUGCGAGAAGAUGCUCUCAUCGACUUCUUGGCGAAGAAAGGCGGCCGAGUAAAAAACAAGGAGCUGGUGGAGAGGUUUAAAAAAUUCAUCAACGCGCCGGAGCCUCAGCUAAAAGCUAAAUAUCGUGAUAUCUUCAAAGAUAUUGUCAACAAAAUUGCACUGGUCAAACAGGAAGAUAAUGGUAUACACAUGAUGUGCAAAGCAAGAAAGACACAGGGUGAAAAAUAUGUUGUUCUUAAAAAGAAAUAUCAACAUCUUGUGCGGGAAAGAGAUGGAUACCACAAAGAAGAAAACAUUACAAUGAGUACUCCUGUAGAAGAGUUUGUUGAACAGUUACAGAAAGAAGAACUAUCCCCACAUUCUGAAGAAGAAAAACAGCAGAACUCUAACUCUGAUGCCCCAAAAAGCAAGAAAACCUCUCCAAUGGAAACCCUACAGAAAAUAGAUAUUAGUGAACCUACAAGUAGCAAGAUUUCUGCAGGAAGCUCUACAGAAGAAAAAGUGAACAUGUGUGAGUGGAUUGUACAAGAAUUACCUCCACCAGCAGCUGACACUAAGACCAAGGUGCCUUCAGAACUAGCGAGGGAGAGCCAGGAAAGACCCAGUAUUUGCUUCAGUGAAGCAUUUGGAGAAAAACAGUGCAAAAAGCUUGAUACUGCAUCUGAAAGUGUUACAGAAUGUCCAGUGCAGAUUGAAGUAAAGGUGGAAGAACCCCAAACAGAUGAAUUUGAUUCUGUGUUCAAG